Molecule: messenger RNA, 795 nt
Organism: Schistocerca americana (American grasshopper)
Lineage: Eukaryota; Metazoa; Arthropoda; Insecta; Orthoptera; Acrididae
Product: cell adhesion molecule 2-like
Exons: 6
Coding region: 1-795 (264 amino acids)
Source: RefSeq, a predicted model, not a curated record
AUGGCCGCGGCGGGCUGCCGGACGAGGUGUUGCCCACUGCUGACGCAGCUGUUGCUGCAGCUGCUGCUGCUCGCCGCGCUCUGGGCCCCCACCCCAAAAGGCGGCGCGCGGGCGCUGCGGCUGGUACGCGUGCGCGUCCCGCCGUUGGUUGCUCGCGGCAUGACGGCGCGGCUCGAGUGCCGCUUUGAGCUGCAGCGGGACCGCCUCUACUCGGUCACGUGGUACAAGGACCACGAGGAGUUCUACCGAUACGUGCCGCGCGCGCCCACGCCGCAGCACAGCUACCGGCUCGAAGGCGUCCGAGUAGUCGACGAGCUGUCGGACAGCCAGCAGGUGAUCCUGCGCAGCGUCAGCCUGCGCGCCACCGGCGUCUACCGCUGCGAGGUGUCGGCCGAGGCGCCCUCCUUCACCUCGGUGCAUGGCGAGGGCCACAUGCAGGUCGUCUCGCUGCCGCACGAGGGCCCGGAGAUCUCCGGAGAGGUGGGCGGUGUGUUCCGGCAGGGCGACGUGCUCGCCCUCAACUGCACCUCCGGGCGGUCCUCUCCGCCGGCCAGGAUCCGCUGGUUCGUCAACGACCGCCAGGUUCCGCCGGCACUGGAGGCGUCUGUGCAGCAGCACGGGCUGACGGCCACCGUGUCCGGGCUGCGCCUCGUCGUGUCCGAGCGCCACUUCUCCGCUGACGGCCGGCUGCGGGUUCGAUGCCAGGCGACGGUCACCGCGGGCGGCGGCCCGGACGCCGAGCCGCUGGUCGAGACAAGGGAGGCCCUCGUCGUUGAUACAACUCUCUACUUGUAA